AUGGAGUGCGGUGAGGAGGAAAGGAUGCGAGGACGAUGCGGCACGCGGGGCAGCAGCGUGGGAGGAGCGGCGGCGGCGGCGGCGGCGCACAACAGUGCAGGGCAGGGCGUGGGCGUGGCGGGCGGCGACAAAGCUCCAGCGCCGUUCUCAAGAUUUGACGAAGGCGGGGUUUUAUUAGUAUGA
This is a messenger RNA of Cordyceps militaris CM01, 183 nucleotides long. RefSeq lists its product as uncharacterized. The record is from RefSeq and is a predicted model, not a curated record. The transcript is spliced from 2 exons. NCBI's taxonomy places the organism in Eukaryota, Fungi, Ascomycota, Sordariomycetes, Hypocreales, Cordycipitaceae. Bases 1 to 183 code for a protein of 60 amino acids.